AUGAGUCCUGUUGUUGAGGACGGGGUCGUGACGUGGAGAGUCCCGUUGGGAGAGGGCGCGGUUCCGCAUGUGGCGUUGGAGGAUUAUGAGGUUUAUGUCAGGUGGUUGUUCGAUCAUCAGGAGGAGGCCAAUGGGUUAGACCUCGAGGCAGCGAUUGAGCACGUUCACUAUCACGAUCUAGCCGCAGCAUUCGCCAAAGUCACGGGCAAGCCAGCACAAUACACCGACACCAGCCUAGAAGAAUACUGGACCUCCGGACCUCUGGCACAAGGUGGCGCCGGUGGGGCGCCUGCAGGCUACACUGCCGAUUCUAAGGACUCUGCGACAAUGACGAUCAAGGAGAAUUUCACGGGGUUCUGGAAUUUGUGGAAGCAUUCGGGUGGAAACAAGGGUGUGGUGAAGAGGGAUUAUGCUUUGCUUGAUAAGAUGCAUCCUGAGCGGAUCAAGUCGGCGGAGGACUGGUUUCGGAGGGAGGAUCAGCGAGGUCGUGAGGCGGGUCUGGGAGGAGGCAGGGGAAGCUAUCAGUAUGGAUGCAAGUGA
Fulvia fulva is the source of this 540-nucleotide messenger RNA. RefSeq lists its product as uncharacterized. Bases 1 to 540 code for a protein of 179 amino acids. The record is from RefSeq and is a predicted model, not a curated record. Lineage: Eukaryota; Fungi; Ascomycota; Dothideomycetes; Mycosphaerellales; Mycosphaerellaceae. The transcript has 2 exons.